Pimephales promelas (fathead minnow) is the source of this 3333-nucleotide messenger RNA. Its product is annotated as CREB-regulated transcription coactivator 2. Lineage: Eukaryota; Metazoa; Chordata; Actinopteri; Cypriniformes; Leuciscidae. Gene Ontology annotation, cellular component: nucleus; cytoplasm. Gene Ontology annotation, biological process: protein homotetramerization; positive regulation of transcription by RNA polymerase II. Gene Ontology annotation, molecular function: cAMP response element binding protein binding. The record is from RefSeq and is a predicted model, not a curated record.
CUCGCUCGUGCCCCUAGAGGGCUCGUCUUGUCAGCAAGUAUGUGUAUGUCGGUUCUUCGGUUCUGUAUGUGAGUUCGGGGUUCGAUCAUCAUCAUGUCCUCCGCGGGAUCAUGCGGACCGGCACCGGGACCGAAUCACGGCGGUUCUGGUCCCUCAAACCCGCGAAAGUUCAGCGAGAAGAUCGCGCUCCACACGCAGAGACAGGCUGAGGAGACCGCGGCGUUCCAGCAGGUCAUGAUGGACAUCACCUCCACCCGGGUCCAGGCACAGAAGGUCCGGCUGGCCAGAUCUCAGGGCCCGUAUUACGGCGGAUCUCUGCCAAACGUCAACCAGAUCGGCAGGAGCACCUCAGAACUGCAGGAGGGCUCGUUCCACUCUCCGCUGGACUCCAGUCGCUCCACUCGGCAUCAUGGUCUGGUGGAGCGAGUGCACAGGGACCGGCACUUCGUCUCUCCCAGCAGACCCUACAGGAGACACAUGGACACCCCUCACAGCAGCGCUGUGUAUCUGACUCCGCCCCCUGACCCCAGCUGGAGAAGGAACUGGAACAGUAACUUUCCCUCGGACAAGAGCCAGAUGUUCCACCAGCUGCCCACCGGCGCGCUCAACAGAACGAACUCGGACUCUGCGCUCCACACGAGUGUGAUGAACCCGCCGGCUGCAGACACCUUCUCUGCCGGACUCUCGCUCGCGGCGCAGGGCCGACGGGCCGUUUUCUCCUAUCCAGUUCCUCCCAUCGAGGAGAACGGCCCGGAUGACGGACGCCUGCUCAAACCCUGGGACUCCAGGAAGCUGCCGCUGCUCUCUUCACGACCACGGUCCUGUGAGGUGCCUGGAAUCACUGUGUUUCCCUCUCCGGACCAGCAGGGCGGCGCCACUCACGGCCCGUCAGUGUUGAACACGGGCGGCUCGCUGCCGGAUCUGUCCAGCCUGCACUUCCCGUCUCCUCUCCCCACGCCGCUGGACCCGGACGAGCCCGGAUACCCGUCGCUCAGCACCGGGAACCUGACCUGCACCCUCACCCAGCUGGGCAUCGCCGGCUCCCUCCACUCCUCAGGUCUGCUGCCGUCUCUGCAGGGCACGUCGAGUAGCCCCUCCCUCCAGUCGUCGCUUAGCAACCCCAACAUCCAAUCAUCUCUCAGCAAUCACUCAUUCCCGAGCUCCGCCUCCCUGCACUCGUCGCUGAGCAACCCCUCCCUGCAGUCCUCGUUAAGCUCCUCCCCCUCUCUGAGGUCAUCGCUCAGCAGCCAGUCGUUGCAGUCGUCCCUCAGUAGCUCCUCCCUCCAGUCGGCAGCCAGUAACCCCAGUAACACCAGCUUCUCGGGCUCCUUCGCUGCGCUCGGCCCUGGACAGGUGCAGAUGAACACGUCCCCCCGCAGGCGAGCGCAGCUGACCCCCGUGACCCUGCCGCAGGACACACGCCGACACCACCCCAAACAGUUCUCGCCCACCUCGUCCUCGCUCGGCUCCAUCACACAGGGAGUGGCUCUGGACACCAGUAAGCUGCUGGGGGAUCAGAGGUCGUCUCAGUAUUCUUUCGGGCAGUCGGUUCAGAAAGGUCUUGUUCCUGCGCAGACACACACACACACACACACGCUCCGCCCGUCAUCACAGACCGCACAGCUUCAUCUACACAACAUGCAAAACCUGCACAAGACGCAGAACUUCCAGCUGCAGCGGCCCAAUCAGAACCAGAGCCCGAGCGCGGGGAGUGUGUGUCCGGCGGACGAGCAGAGCCGCAUCAGCGAGCUGGACCUGUACAACGACACCAUGUUCCUGAACUCUCUGCUGGAUGACCCGUACCUGGACCUGCAGUUAACCAGCCGCCAGAACCAGAACCUGAGUCUGAGCCAGCAGUUGGGUCUGGACUGUCCUGAUCUGGGCUCGGGGUCGGGGUCAGUGAAGGCUCCGGGUCAGCAGGGGGCGCUGGAGCUGCUGGACUCCUCAGAGUGUCAGGCGUACGCAGACGGGCGGCACACGGUGCCCAACAUCCUCCUGACCGAUUCUCCGUCGGGCCUGUCGAAGGAGAUCACACACGCGCUGUCGGGCGUCCCGGGCUUCGAGAUGGACCCGUUCUGCUCAGACGACCCGCUGGCGCUGGAGGGUCUGGGCAUGCUGACGGACGGGGACCUGAUGCUGGCCGACCCGGCGGUGGAGGACUCCUUCAGAUCCGACCACCUCAAGUGACCCGCGGUCAUGUGACGCCUCGGGCCGGCGGGUUCCUGACUCGUGCACGUGCGCUUAAAACUGUGAGCUUCUGCCCUUUAACUCUCUGCACUUCUCGGACGAUCAAACCCUGUUACAGACAUCACCGUCGACCAAUCACAGCGGGUUUACACGUGCCUCCGCUCAAUGUCCCAGCAUGCACUGGACCACACCAGGUCAAUGCAGGAUUCACACAUGCACUUACCGCUGAAGUUCAUCAGUUCCUGAAGAGUGAAGCACUCAGCCAAUCAUGAGUCAGGGGGCGGGACUAUCUGACGGACUGACCAAUGAGGGACGAGGGGAGUGGCGUGUUCAGAACAGCAUACUGUCAUACUGCAGAUGUAUCCCACAAUGCAUUGUGCUCGACAGUGCUGCGAGUAACAGAUUACAUGGAAUCAGAUUCCAAAGAUGAAGAGCUUGUAAUUAGAUUACAUUACGUUUUUUAUCUUUCUAAAAAAAUAUAUUGUUUAAAUGUGUUCAGAAUUUUUUUUUGGAAUUGCAGAUUGGCGUUUGAAAAUUAAGAAAUUAUAUUUCUAUUAAAAAUAAGAAAUUGGGACUACUGGAGAACUGAGAUAUUCUAUGUAUAUUCUAUAUUCUAUCUAUAUUAUGAAACAUCAGAUGUUCAUGUUUUAUUGUUUUAUUGGCGUAAUGUUUGCAAACUAAUAUUGAGUUGUUUGCACAGAUCAGUAUGCAGUAUUCCCUUCUGAACACAGCCACUGUCUCACACACACACACACACACACGCACACACACACACACACACACACACACACACACACGUCAGGUUUACUGUCUUUAUGGAGACUCCAUAGACGUAAUGGUUUUUUUACUGUACAAACUGUAUGUUCUGUCCCCUUACACUAACCUGACCCAACACACACACUCACACACACACACACACACACACACACACACACUCGUCACCUGGAACACAUGAUAUCAGAUGUUGUUUCUCUGGUCAGCAGUUCUGGGCUUUUCUCCUUGUGCUUGAUGAUCUUCGGUCACUGACAUACACACACACACACACACACACACACACACACACACACACACACUCCGGUCAGCAGUUCUGGGGUUUUCUCCUCCUGUUUGAUGAUCGAUGAACACACUCACGCUCUCACAUGUGCU